AUUGGCAAUGAUCUUAUUAAUUUUUCCGCAGGACCCUAGCAGACAAGCUAGUGCGGAGAUAGUAGAGCUUUUCCACGUUGGAGAUGGACGAAUUGCCCCCGAUGAUGGACAAGAAGAUAUCGCGAAACGCGGGCCAAUCUCCGUAUGCGCCAGAGAAUGGCUGAAGCUUGAUCCGCGGCAGCGAGGUUUUGAGCGUCUGUUCUUGCGUUGUCCUUAUGAGAUCGUGAUGAGCCUCAAACUUGGUCCACAGAGUGUCGAGGAUGCGAAGGCGAGCUUGGACUGCUUCAGCUGUGAUGCUGGAGAUGCCCAUCUUACGUAG
Messenger RNA from Camponotus floridanus (Florida carpenter ant), 319 nucleotides. RefSeq lists its product as uncharacterized. The record is from RefSeq and is a predicted model, not a curated record. Lineage: Eukaryota; Metazoa; Arthropoda; Insecta; Hymenoptera; Formicidae. Bases 8 to 319 code for a protein of 103 amino acids. The transcript is spliced from 2 exons.